Jaculus jaculus (lesser Egyptian jerboa) is the source of this 794-nucleotide messenger RNA. It is a transcript of the gene Coq7, whose product is annotated as coenzyme Q7, hydroxylase. The record is from RefSeq and is a predicted model, not a curated record. Gene Ontology annotation, cellular component: mitochondrial inner membrane; nucleus. Bases 21 to 671 code for a protein of 216 amino acids. Gene Ontology annotation, molecular function: 3-demethoxyubiquinol 3-hydroxylase activity. The transcript is spliced from 6 exons. Lineage: Eukaryota; Metazoa; Chordata; Mammalia; Rodentia; Dipodidae. Gene Ontology annotation, biological process: regulation of reactive oxygen species metabolic process; ubiquinone biosynthetic process; determination of adult lifespan.
GGCAGCCUCGUCAGCGCGCGAUGAGCUGCGCUCGAGCGGCAGCGGGUCCCCUCCUGUGGCGCCUGCGUCCGGGCGCUCGGCCGCCGCUCGCAGCUUCUGCAAGAAUUGAUGUCAGGUUCCGAAGUUCAGGAGUGACCUUAGACAAUAUCAACAGGACAACUGUGGACCCAAUAAUCCGGGUGGAUCAUGCUGGUGAAUAUGCUGCAAAUCGCAUCUAUGCAGGCCAGAUGGCUGUGCUGGGCCGGACCAGUGUUGGGCCCAUAAUUCAGAAAAUGUGGGAUCAAGAGAAGAACCACUUGAAAAAGUUCAAUGAGUUGAUGGUGGCACUCAGGGUCCGGCCAACGAUUCUGAUGCCCAUUUGGAAUGUGAUGGGCUUUGCACUGGGGGCAGGAACUGCCUUGCUGGGGAAGAAGGGUGCGAUGGCCUGCACCGUGGCAGUGGAGGAGUCCAUAGCCCAUCACUACAACAACCAGAUCAGGACGCUGAUGGAGGAGGACCCUGAGAAGUAUGAAGAGCUGCUUCAGGUGAUCAAGAAGUUUCGGGAUGAGGAGCUUGAGCACCAUGACAUAGGUCUUGACCAUGAUGCAGAAUUGGCCCCAGCAUAUGUCUUGCUGAAGAGAGUUAUCCAAACUGGAUGCAGUGUAGCCAUAUAUCUCUCGGAGAGGUUUUGAAGUGUGCCUGCUGACCUAUGUCUGUAAGAGAUAGUGGAAAUUUAAUGAAGAACCUUUGAGAGGACUGUACAAUUAUCAACGUGUGAGUUUUGUUAAUAAAUAAAUUUUUUUCUACUAAUAAAA